Messenger RNA from Branchiostoma belcheri (Belcher's lancelet), 3030 nucleotides. Its product is annotated as speckle targeted PIP5K1A-regulated poly(A) polymerase-like. Gene Ontology annotation, cellular component: mitochondrion. Lineage: Eukaryota; Metazoa; Chordata; Leptocardii; Amphioxiformes; Branchiostomatidae. The record is from RefSeq and is a predicted model, not a curated record. Bases 109 to 2958 code for a protein of 949 amino acids. The transcript is spliced from 8 exons. Gene Ontology annotation, molecular function: poly(A) RNA polymerase activity; RNA binding; zinc ion binding.
GAGGUCACCAGUUGAACUCCAUGUGCGUAACGUUGAGAUGACGUUUUCAUAAAGUUUUGCUUUCGGCUGAAACUUCUAGUCUCCAGCUUGUCAAACCCGACAACAAUAAUGGCAUCAGGAGCGGGACCCUCACACAAACCACGGCAUGUCUGUGAGCUGUGUGAUGUCAGAGUAGAGUCUGCGGCCACUCUUCAGGCCCACUACUCUGGAAAGCGUCACCAGAAACUCGUGAGCCUGCAGCAGGGUCGUCAGAACCAGGCAGACAGGAGUCUGUUCAUCACAGGGUUCAGGAAGGGCACGUCUGAACUGGAGCUUACUGACUACUUCAACAGCUACGGCAGUGUUUCCAAUGUCUUCAUGGACAAAGACAAGGGUGCCUAUGCCAUUGUUGAGUUCAGUACCAAGGACAGAGCCCAGACUGUACUUCAGACAUCUCCCCACAUUCUGGAUGACCAUGAACUGACAGUCAAACCCAGGGAACUCAAGACUUUCUCCCCUAAACGCCAACACAAGAGGCAGGCUGGGACAGGAGACGGGCAGGCUUCAGAGCAAGAGGAAGUCUUCAGAGCCUUGUGUGGUCAGCCAUCGGUUGAUGAUCAGAUGAGCAUGUUGAUGCAGUACCACCAGAUCUCACCAGAGGGAGUCCGUGUCAGGUAUCUGGUCUGCACCCUCCUACGGGAAGUGUUUCAGGAGUUUUUCCCAGCUUGUCGAGUUUUUCCCUUCGGCUCGUCUGUGAAUGGUUUUGGGCGGCCGGGAUGUGACCUGGACUUGUACCUGGACUUCGGACGCUCAAAGUUUGACUACCAGUUUGCAACGCCAAGCAGUGCUGAUCAUGAGUUGGACAGCGACAAUGUCAUCUCCAUGGAGGACAUUGAGUCAGCCUCAGUUGAGGAACUUCUGGCCCUGCUGGCUAACAUAUUAAAGAGAUGCGCACCUGGCUGUGCCAAAGUGCAGGUGGUUCCCUCCUCCAGGUGUCCUGUGGUUAAGUUCGUUCACAAGGAUACAGGACUCAGAUGUGAUAUCUCCAUCAACAAUAGACUUGCCCUCCACAACACAGAGCUGCUCCACCUGUACAGAACUGUGUACCCCGGCCUGACUCGGCUGGUGUGUGUGGUGAGGGAGUGGGCCAGGCUGGGUGGGAUAGGUGGGAACAGUGCAGGGGGAGGGCCACGGCUCACUAACUACGCCCUGACAUGGAUGGUAGUCUACUACCUACAGACAGAAGCUGUGCUGCCAUCAGUACAACAACUCAGGGAUGUGUGUGACCCUACUGAGGUGUUGUUGGUGGAUGGCUGGGACUGUUCCUUCACAAGACAGAUAGACAAGUUCCCAACCAAGGGAAAAACACCCUCACCAGUUGAGCUGCUGAAGGGAUUCUUCCACUUUUUCAGCAAAUUUGAAUUUGAAACCUCAGUGGUGUCUCCUCUCUCUGGGCAGCACCUGUCAAUCACCCAAGUUUCAACCAAUCAGAUCAUCCCAACAGCAGGUGUGCAAGGAGAAUCACAGGCUUUGCAAGCAACCAAUCAGGCCUCUACUUCCCAGCAUGCAUCUGAGGAAGUGACAGCCAAUGAGGGUUCAGAUAGCUGCCAUCAGUUCAAGAUUGGGCCAAUCAACUUUCAGGAUCCAUUUGAGUUAAGCCACAAUGUAGCAGGCAAUGUCAAUGAAAAAACUGCACAAAGGAUUGCAGAGGAGUUCAACAAGGCAGCCGAAAUUUGUUCCAAGCAGAAUUUUGGCACAAAGAUGUCUUAUUUACCAGAUUCGGUGCCAUGGGGGGUUGCCAAGCUGUUAAAGAAUGCUGCUAAACCAAGACAGCAUUCGAAGAAGCAGUGCCUUCACCAAACUCCCACAGCGUCUCCUAAGCCCCUGUCACCUGAACCGGGCAUCCCCAAUGAGUCACCUGACCUAAAACAAAGAGAUUAUGUCAUUCCGAUACAGAUGAAGAUGUCUAAACUUCCACCACACUUUGUAACUGCCUUCUCCAACUCUGACGAGUUGAAACAAACGUGGUGUGAGAAAGUGGAAAAUUUUGUGGGAGAACUUUUCACACGGGUACUCAAGAUGGAAGAACAGUCUAAAGUUGCAAAGACAGAAGAUAUCCAAGAAAGUUCGGAAGAUGUUACAAGAUCCCCACAUAGUGAUGUGAGGUUGAAGAAUGUUGAACAAAGCGAUAUCAGCAGCAGGAAACGAGGUCACAGUCCGGAGGUACAUGGAACAAAGUUGAAGGUCAAACGUGUGGAGCAUUCUGAAGACCCAGAGGUCAAAAGUUGCCAAGGUCACUCAUUUUCACAUGCUACAGGAACCCAGCAAGGUAUAGGUAGGAGCCACGAACUUCUGAAAUCUUGUGCAGAAAAACCAAACAGUUCCUCAGGAACAAAGUUGAAAGUCAAACGUGUGGAGUGUCCUGAAGAUCCAGAGGUCAAAAGUUGCCAAGGUCACUCAUUUUCGCAUGCUACAGGAACCCAGCAAAAACCGAACAGUUCGUCAAAGGAUACAGAUGUGUUAGCUGAAAGUCCUUGUCAUAACAUCGAGAAAACUCCAGAUGACAUCACUAAGGUUGAUGAAGAUAAUGCCAUUCAAGAUGAACAAUUAAAAAGCAUCACUGCGCCUCACGGUCAGGGUACAAGUCAUGAAAAUGGCAGUAAAAGGCAUUUGUUGGUGAGUUAUGUUACCAAGCACAGAGUGUGGGUGGGCAGGAGGAAGGUACGCAGGCAGCUAGCAAAAGACACAAUCCCUGGGCUCUCAUUGGAGGAACAAGUGACCAAUCAGAUUAUAGAAGAGGACCCAGUGGGCGGGGCAGAGCUGGUGUUCCAGGUGCAGUCUGGGAGGAAGUUUGAUGUGAAGAGUACAGCUGUGGAGCUGAGGUUGUCAGCAUGGAGAGGAGACAGGGAGUUCAGGGACUUGUUCCACUUCCUGGAGCUGUUUCUGGUUAAAAUGGUGGAGAAUCACUUGAUGGAGUAAAUAGUGGCUGUCAUGAAAUGACAAUAAAAUGCAAUUCAAAGGAGUUGAGAAACAUACUCUACAUGUAGUACU